Carica papaya (papaya) is the source of this 582-nucleotide messenger RNA. Its product is annotated as zinc metalloproteinase aureolysin. The record is from RefSeq and is a predicted model, not a curated record. Lineage: Eukaryota; Viridiplantae; Streptophyta; Magnoliopsida; Brassicales; Caricaceae.
UUAAUUUUCCCCAGAUGUGCCUGCAAAAAUAAUCAGCGUUCUUCACGAGGAAGCUGACUCUCCUCCUGUGUGCGCAGAACCUGAACUGUGACUAUCGGCCGAGAUGAAUCUCUUACUUUCGCGGAUAGGGAAUGCUUUUCCCUUGUCAAGAAUUUUCAGGCAGCUGGAGCAAGAGAUGGAAACGGUGGUUAAGGUGCUACAACCUGGUCCAUUGGGAAUCAUAGAACACAAAUUCUCUGCAAAGGAGAUUCAAGAGGCAAAUGCUACAGUUCGUCGAGCAGUAGAGAACUGGCAAAGGAAUGCAAAAUCACAGCAGUAUGGAAUCUUAAAGGAUUAUAUUAAUCACUGAAGAAGUACUUGUUUUAGUUAUUAUUUUAUAGGUCGUUGAAUAAUCCAAAAGUUUUUGGUGUUUGUAAGUUUGAAGUUUCAAAUUGUUUGAAAAUUUUUUGACCACUCUUCUUCCCUCCAGCCAAAUAAUCAUCUGGCUCUCUUGACACUUGAUUCCGUUUAGAAUAUGUGAUUUCUCCUAUUCUCUUCUAUUAAAAUUUGAUAAUGUGGAAUUGGAAACGUUCAACUGCUUUU